CUCAUUGGCUGUUGCUGAUAAUCGGUCAACAAGAGGACCGGAGGGAUACAGGAGGGCACAGGGCAGCAUGUUUACAGCUGCUUAUGCCCGUAAUUAGUUGCCCGGCACAACCGAGUCGCUUUAUGAGAUUAUUUAAAAAAUUAUUAUUUAGUUGGGUUUUUUUUUUUGCUGCUUUUGUUUUUUGGAGACGCUGAGCUCUUGUGAGUGCCGUCGAUAAUGCUUUUGUAUCGCUCAGCAGCGGCUCUGGAUCUGGCUUUCAAGUCACCGGGUUCGUCUCUACUGCGAGCCAAAGCAAGCAGGCUGAAGGAUGUUACUUUGACGCUGCGCACGGACCACUCGUUUCAGCGACACCGGUUUUUCUGCGCAUCCGUCAGGCGGGUCUAUCUGCCCUCCGUGCACCUGGGUAAACAGCACCCGGAACUCAUCCAGAACUGGGACGCGUCGUCUACGUUUGUAACCAACACGGACUGGGCGCAUUUGGACCGGGUCGCCGCUGUAGCUGUGCGCCGUGAAGGCGCUGAAUGUACAAUCCUCAGGCAGCCGCUGGUUUUCACACACGGGCGCCAAAACAGCAGGGGGACCCGGCGGGUAAUGUUUUGUUUACGGGUAACUGGGACGUUUCCAGUCGCCGCUGCUCCACCAGGACCAUGCAGAUCAGAUCCUCAUCCACACAGGCUGCUACGAAGAAGAGCGAGGAGCAGACUGACGACGACAAAGAGGAUGUUCAGACUUUGAAGGAGGCUUCUACUACGUCAUCGGAAAAGAGCCUGGAGGACAGAGAGCCAGAGGGAGGGAAACCCAACAAAACCCAGCAGCUUAAGAAAGUCUUCAAGGAAUAUGGAGCAGUGGGAGUUUCCUUUCACAUCGGGAUCUCUCUCAUGUCUCUGGGAAUGUUCUACCUGCUAGUAUCCAGUGGGAUCGACAUGACUGCCAUAUUGUGCAAACUGGGCUUCAGCGAGGCGGUCGUUCAGUCCAAGAUGGCUGCUGGAACCAGCACAUUCGUCCUGGCCUACGCCAUUCACAAGCUCUUCGCUCCUGUUCGCAUCAGCAUCACUCUGGUGUCUGUGCCUCUAAUUGUGCGCUACUUCAGAAAGACUGGACUCUUCAAACCUCCCACACCUGCACCCUGAUGGCCCCUCCUCUGCUGCCUCAUUGAGUAACAAACAUCUUUAAUGGCCUAAUGCCUGUAAAUCUUUACUCAUCUGGCUUCAAACUGAAAGACCCUUUACAUUUGUGAAUUCGGGUUCCUUCAUCAUUUAUCGCUAUAACAGAUUGGAAGUGAUCAAAUGCUUUACUGUGGUUUGAAGUCUUUGGCUCAUCAAACAUAAGAACUUAAAUGUAUCAAAUAUUUAUUUGAAAUCAAAAGAAUGAACAGGGAUUGUGGUUUUUUUUUUUUUUUUUUUUAGGGCUGCCAGUAGGAUUAAGCUAAUCUCUCCUGCACCUUUCUCCAGCAGCUGACUCGGCCAUGUCCUGGUGUUUUGCUUGCAACCCUCUCUGCUCAUCUUUACCUUUCUUCUCACUUUACUUUUUUUGUCCUCCUCUUACGUUUUGCCGUUUGCCUUCCAUCUCUCUUGGCAUCCAUUUCCGAUCAUUUCCCUCUUUCUGCAGGCUUUGUUCUUUUUUCCUUUCUUACAGUUUCCCCUAAAUACAAGAACAGAAGCAGUAACUGCAACGUCACUAAUACGUGUGAAGCUGACUGCAUUUCAUUGAAAACUUUGGAUGAAGAAUGUUGAAUCAUUUGUUUUUCCUGAUUUGAGUAUUUAAUUAAAGAGAAUUUCUCUUUUAUAUUUA
Molecule: messenger RNA, 1791 nt
Organism: Oreochromis niloticus (Nile tilapia)
Lineage: Eukaryota; Metazoa; Chordata; Actinopteri; Cichliformes; Cichlidae
Gene: mims2
Product: family with sequence similarity 210 member B
Exons: 3
Coding region: 522-1130 (202 amino acids)
Cellular component (GO): mitochondrion
Source: RefSeq, a predicted model, not a curated record